Molecule: messenger RNA, 903 nt
Organism: Lentinula edodes (shiitake mushroom)
Lineage: Eukaryota; Fungi; Basidiomycota; Agaricomycetes; Agaricales; Omphalotaceae
Exons: 18
Coding region: 1-903 (300 amino acids)
Source: RefSeq, a predicted model, not a curated record
AUGUCCUCCGUUUUUGACCUGAAGUUCCUGAACAAUACACUGGGUGCUGGACUUAUUGGCUAUAGCAUUUCUUGUGUUAUAUUCGGUAUCUUCACAACACAGACUAUUAGUUUCUAUCAUAAAUAUAGGUCAGAUCCUUUGAAACUGAAAAUCCUAGUCGGAGUGGUCUGGUGCAUAGAAUUCAUUCAUCAAACACUGGUUGCACAUACUGUAUAUCAUUACCUUGUUUUGUGUUUUGGUUCACCAAUAAUUAUUAUCUUAACGGAACCUUUGGUGUGGUCAUUUGUGACUCUGAUCAUGGUUAGUACUGUCUCAGGAAGCAUUGUCAAAUUCUGCUCUAUCAUACGGAUUUGGAGAUUUAGUAAUCAUAAUAUAAUGGUUACCGCUGCUCUUUCAAUGGUAGUAUUUGCUCAAAUAGUCUUUGAGGUUAGAGUAUUGCAACUGCAGAAUGCUCUUGGUCUGGCGAGUAUCAAGGAUGUGGCAUCAGGAGCACUGGCUACAGGUGCAUUAGGGGACAUUCUGCUUGCAUUGGCAAUGUGCUACUAUCUUCGAAAAUGGCGAACAGGAUAUCAAGAGCCGGAUUCACUACUUAAUCGCCUGGUUCAUUAUGCAUUGAAUACAGGUGUUAUGACUAGCACUAUGAGUGUCCUGACACUGAUCCUGUAUGAUACAUCUACAUCAAAUUUCCAAUAUAUGGGGGUGUAUUUGGUGCUUUCUAAGAGUGAAGUAGGGGAUGAAUUUACACAAACAAAUGAUGGUUUGGGCUCUCUCACCACCAUACCGGAGCUGGCGAGGAAUGUGAAUGUGAAUCCUGUCGAGACCAAUAAUGACAUUAGCAUUGGUGCAAUUGGAGUUGAGAUUCCAGCCCCUCCCUCCUUCGAAGAGAAGAUUCGAACCAACUAG